GCAUGGCAAUCAGUUGGCAUCAGACUCGCGGCGUGUAGAGAACUUUUGUGUUUGCGUGUGGAUUUUCAGUGCUUACUCGUACAUAAAUACAUACAUAUAACUGAUGGCUUAAAAAUGGUACACUCCAACGAAGAUGCUCUCAAUAAAAUUCCACUGAAAUCUGCUAGCGGCUUAGAUGAUGAGGAGAAAAAUGGUGGAGAAUUCACUAGUGAUACAGCGGCGGCGGAGGAGGCGAGACGCGAACAAAUGCGCGCGAACAUCCUCAAAUGGAUGAAAAAGUUAACGAUAGUACUCAUCUGCUUUAUCGGUGUGGCACUCAUCUCCUACGUUAUUAUCAGUCUAUGCUUUAGCGAUUGGUCUAAGACGUCAAAUGCACAAAGCAAAAACAGUACAGCCAUCGACAAUGAUACAUCCUUCGCUCUUCCCUCCAUCUCUAAUUAUUCUCUCUCGCCAGACGAUGACAGCAACAGUAGUAAAAAUGGCGCGCUAGCGUCAAACUCAACAAGUGACAGUGCUGAAGAAGGCAGCACAAUAGCCGAGCUUACCACCACUACCAUCGCCACUGCAGCCGGCAGCAUCGCGAUAGCCGGCUUCAGUGAGUCAGCAGCAACACAGCCUACUGACGCCCUCACCGCCACCGUCAGCGCCGAGCCACCAACGGCGCCAAUAUCCACCUCGGCUACCAACAAUAUGCCCACCACAGCUCAAACAACCGCCAGUAGCCAAGCGAAACCAACGAGAAAGGCGCUGGUGCUCAAGGAUACACCGCCAUUGAUAAAGGAGAAAUUCGUAUCGAAAUUGGGUGUUUAUGAGCAGGCGGCUGUGUGUUCAGAUCGCGAAGUUUGCAGCGAAAUUGGCAGUCACAUGCUGGACCAGAAGGGUAGUGCUGUUGACGCCGCCAUCGCCACUCUCCUGUGUAAUGGUAUCCUAACCAUGCAUAGCAUGGGUAUUGGUGGAGGCAUGCUUAUGAAUAUCUACCUUAAGGACAGUAAACAUGCCUAUUCCAUUGACGCACGCGAGGUCGCACCGUUCGAAGCAUUCCAAGAAAUGUUCGAUGGCAAACUAGAACUAUCACUUAAUGGUGGACUUUCGAUUGCCGUGCCGGGCGAACUGAUGGGUUAUCAUCGUGCGCACGAACGUUUUGGCAAAUUACCCUGGAAGACACUCGUCGAACCGGCAAUUAAAUUGUGUCACGAAGGCUUCUUUUUGACACAUCACCAAUGGAGUGCAUUGAAUUAUCGCUGGCAUCAUAUGAAGAACAACACCGUGUUGACCGAUGUUUUCGUCAAUGCCACAACUGGUCAACUGUACCCGGUCGGCACGAAAAUUAAGCCACAAAAAGUGCUUUGUGAAACUUAUGAGCUCUUAGCGGCAAAUGGCCCACUCGACUUCUACAAUGGUACGCUGGCGCAUAUGGUGGUGGAGGACCUAAAGGAUCUUGGUAGCAAAAUAACAGCAUACGACUUGGAAUCCUACUCCGCUGAUAUGGUCAGUUCGAUUACCAUGCAAUUGGGCGACGAUAUACUCUAUGCCGUGCCGCCUGUUAGUAGUGGCACUGUUGUGGCCAAUAUACUCAGCAUUUUGGAAGGUUUCAAUAUCACCAAAGCCGAUUUGGUUGGUGCGCAGAACGAGGCUAAUACGCUGCAUCGCAUAGCGGAAGCGCUUAAGUUUGGCUUUGCAAAGCGCUGGGAAUUGGGCGAUUUGCGCUUCAACGAUGUGCGUGAGCUCGUCAGCAGACUUACCAACCCCGAGUACAGCAUGAGCAUACGUGAGAAGAUCAACGAUAAUAAAGUGCACAAGGAAAUCUUUGAUUAUGGAGCACAAUUUAUGGGCGAAGACGAUGCAGGCACAUCCCAUGUAGUCGUUCUGGCGCCCGAUGGCGAUGCGGUUUCUGUGACGAGCUCCGUUAACGAAUAUUUUGGUGCCAGUCAGGCUGGACGUCGUACCGGUAUCGUAUUUAAUAGCGCCAUGAAUGAUUUCUCUGUCGCUGGUACUACUAAUCACUACGGUCUACCAGCGGCACCUACCAAUUUUAUUGACGCACGCAAGCGACCCAUGUCGUCGAUGUCACCGAUGAUUUUGACCGAUCAGAAAGGUAAUGUGCGUUUGGUUUUGGGCGCUGCAGGUGGUUCGAAAAUCAUAUCAGCUGUUGUUGAGGUGGCGGCGCGCAUCCUAUGGUUCGGGCAGAACAUCAAGUCGGCCAUUGAUGCGCCACGUAUUCAUCAUCAACUCUUACCAAAUGUUUUGCAAUACGAAUUUGGUCAAUUUAGUGAGGAAGUAUUGCAGCUGCUAAAGGCGAAAGGACACGAGUUGCAACCCUACAAGGAUAUUGGCUCAGUGGUGUGCGCCAUUGCGAGAAACGAUACGGCGAUAUACGCGAAUGCGGACUUUAGAAAACGUGGCGGCGUAGCUGGUUUUUAAAAGCACAACAAUGAAUUCUCAAAUUUUUUACAAAAGUAUGUAUGUAUUCAAUAUGUAGUACAUAUGUAUACAUAAAUACAUAAAUAAGUGUGCGCUAAGUCCAAAAAAAAACAAAAAACACAACAUUGCGAGAUUAUUUAUUAUCUACCACAAAGUCAAUGAGAAGAAGAAAAUAAUGCUUUUCCUACAUAUGUAUGCAAUUAUGUACACACAUAUUAGGGUGGCGCUUAAAAUAUCAA
Molecule: messenger RNA, 2660 nt
Organism: Rhagoletis pomonella (apple maggot)
Lineage: Eukaryota; Metazoa; Arthropoda; Insecta; Diptera; Tephritidae
Product: scoloptoxin SSD14-like
Exons: 9
Coding region: 115-2421 (768 amino acids)
Biological process (GO): glutathione catabolic process
Cellular component (GO): plasma membrane
Molecular function (GO): glutathione gamma-glutamate hydrolase
Source: RefSeq, a predicted model, not a curated record